AUGUCCAGGCGGAUGUCGGGGAAGCGCAGUAGCAGAGAAAUGAAUGGCCGCGAGAACACUCGAAUUCGUCGAUCGCUGACCACAGAUGAUGACGCUUCCUGUACGCAGGCUGCUGUUAUCACCGGCGUCCUGGCUCAGGGAGGCGUGAUGUUCGUUCAGCCUAUCCUCCAUGGCAACGUGCUUUCUUCACUGCUUGCCUUAAUGUCAUCCGACUCCUCCUCUCUCAGCCUGAUUGUCGCCAUCCUGAAGACCCUCAUCACAAUUGCCGAUCGACUGCCACCUGCGAACCCGAACGACUGGCUACCUGACCAACAACUUGCGAACCUGCUUUAUUCGCAGGAGCAUAUCGGUAGCCUAGCAAGGAUCAUCGGUCAAAACUCGCCGGAUCCGGAUGUGCAGCAAAGCAUCCUUUUGGCAGUAAUGUUGAUUGUCAAGACAUGUUCGACAAACAAGCAAAAAGAUGCACUGGUAGAGGCAGACGUGCUAGACGCAUUGGCUAAUAGAUUAUCCUCCUUCAUCGUAGCUCAGGGAUUCGUGCUGCCUGGUGCUGAGGGUCGUCUGCACGAAAGUGGUUCUUUGGCCUUUCUCCCACCUCCUGCGCCACCACGAGCUCGCCUGGCUCCGUUCCUACGUCUUACUGCGGUCAUCAUUGAUGGCUCGAGAGCACGUUGCGAGCAUCUUGUCACUUCUCCCGCCCUGCUCACUGUGUUUCCCAAACCACCUCCAGAAUUUGCACCAGCGGACGUGAAGAAAGCUCCGUGGGGCGCGGCCACUUAUCUUUCCGGUACCGCAGUGCCACGCCAUGUUCAAUCUAAUCCAAUUGAUGCUUUGCUCCCAUCUGUAUCGACGCCUUCGGCCAAGCUGGCUGCCGAGCAGGCCAAUUUUCCGCCACUCAGCUCAAUAGCGGCCAUCUCCAAGAGAGACACCUCCUUCCUCUCGGCUGCGCUAGCGUUCGGCAGCAGCGACAAUGAGGAUACAUCAAGCGAAGAUGACGAGAGUCCUGCCGUUGCAUGGCUCCUUUAUCUCGUAAGAAAUGAGACAGGGAUGACACGCUUGACGGCAGCGAAACUGCUGGUGACCUUGUUCCGUCAAGGCCUUGUGAGGAAGUCUCGGAUAGGCAUGUUCUCUAUGCUGCUCGUACCUUUGCUCGUGCGCAUGCUCGACAAGGACUAUGAUGUCGAGGAGAUAUCAGACAAGGCCGAGUUGGAUGUUCUACCUACCAAGUUACUCGUCCGAGAAGAGGCUCCGGAAUUGCUUGCCAUGUUGGUGAUGGACUCGCGCUUACUGCAGAGGGCUGCAGUGGACUCUGAUGCUAUCAAAAAACUUUCUCAACUGUUGAAAGAGAGCUUUGACCCUAUACCGCCCCAACGUCGAGCCGCCUGGUGUCCGGAGAAAAACCCGCGAUUUUCCCGUGGCCGUUCAGACAAGGCAUUGGGCGAUACGGGCCCGAGUCCUAUGGCUCGUCACGUCUUGAGGCAUCGGGAAGCCGUUCUGAAGGCGUUGGCUUCGCUGGCGCCGUUCGACGACGAGUACAGGAAGUCAAUGUGCGACUUGGGCGUUGUGCCUUACAUAAUAGACUCGCUCAAACCAUACACUUCAAACCCCUUGUUGACAGACAACAGCCCUGUUGGGCCAAAUGUCGUAACUGGUAAUCCUGCUGCAACGCUGCUGGCCGCCUGCGCCGCCGCUCGAGCCCUGACUCGUUCUGUCAGUGUGCUCCGAACAAGUCUGAUUGACGCCGGUGUGGCACCCCCGUUGUUCCACCUACUGAACAACCAGGAUUCCGAAGUGCAGAUUGCUGCCACCAAAGUCGUUUGCAAUCUGGCAUUGGACUUUAGCCCUAUGAAAGAGGCUAUUGUCAGUGGAAACAUCGUCAAAACACUCUGCCAGCACGCCCAUUCGGCCAAUCCGAUGCUUCGUUUAGAUUCUUUGUGGGCCUUGAAGCACCUGGUCUACAAUUCGAGCAACGAUCUGAAACUCAACAUCUUCCAAGAACUGAAACCUGCUUGGAUCAAGCAUCUGAUGGCUAGCGAUCCGGAAGACGUGACUCCAGGCACGGUUCUUGGGAUGGGAAUCACCCAUGGAUUUGGUGAGGACGUAAUCCCCCGCCUGGAAGACGGAUCGGUGGAUACGGUCAUGGCAGAGAGUCCGGGACUACAGACAUGGAACCGGCACACGGCGGAAAGAAGAGCUCAAGCCUUGUCCGAGGACGACUACAGCAGGCACACCGUCAAAGACGACAUCAUGAUCCAGACCCAAGUCCUCGAGCUGGUCGUCAACCUGAUCUGCGGAGACGGUGCCGAUGAGGUCGUCGACCAUCUCUUCAAGGAGUUCAACCAGAAAGAACUAUUUACCAUCCUCGCGCAGCGCCUGAAACCUCGCAGUGGAAACCGUCCCUCAACCAGCACCAGCACCAGCACCAGCACCAGCACCAUUCCCAACCACAGCAAGCGAGACACGCUGAAAGCGCCCUCCCCACCGACCGAGGUCAUCAAAGCCGUCCUCGCCAUCAUCAUCCACAUCGCCGCCGCCACCCCCCGCUACCGCAGCGUGAUCAUCUCGCAGACCGAGAUCAUGAAGCUGAUCCUCAGCACCUUCGGCCACGCCAGCCGCGAGGUGCGCCGCCACGCCGUCUGGAUCAUCAUCAACCUCAUGUACCACGACGACUCGCGCGACUCGCAGGAUAAGCUGGAGUGUCGGAGACGGGCUGAGGAGCUGGAGAGACUGGGCUUUGUGGAGAAGGUCAUGGGGUUGAAGGAGGAUGUCGAUGUGGAUGUCAAGGAGAGGACGAAGACGGCCUUGAGCCUUUUUGCCGAGCUGUUGCAUGGGUGA
This is a messenger RNA of Endocarpon pusillum Z07020, 2832 nucleotides long. RefSeq lists its product as uncharacterized. Gene Ontology annotation, cellular component: GID complex. Gene Ontology annotation, molecular function: protein binding. Gene Ontology annotation, biological process: proteasome-mediated ubiquitin-dependent protein catabolic process. NCBI's taxonomy places the organism in Eukaryota, Fungi, Ascomycota, Eurotiomycetes, Verrucariales, Verrucariaceae. The record is from RefSeq and is a predicted model, not a curated record. The transcript has a single exon. The coding region runs from base 1 to 2832 and encodes 943 amino acids.